Molecule: messenger RNA, 945 nt
Organism: Diabrotica virgifera virgifera (western corn rootworm)
Lineage: Eukaryota; Metazoa; Arthropoda; Insecta; Coleoptera; Chrysomelidae
Exons: 5
Coding region: 152-778 (208 amino acids)
Cellular component (GO): extracellular region
Molecular function (GO): chitin binding
Source: RefSeq, a predicted model, not a curated record
CAUUUUGUUUGUUUAUCUAUAAUAAAUAACAAUUGUCGUCUUAAACGAUACCACAAGUCUACAGUUAAAUAGACAUAAGCAGAACAUGAAAAUUAUGUCCAAACGUGUGUAAAAACAUCUAACACCAGGACAUCUAUUUUUUCAUAUAAAGAUGUAUACGAUAAACGUCCUAGUAAUCGUUUUCCUGUGUAUCGGAUUAUGUCAGGGAUAUUUUAAAAUAAUAGCAGAUGAUGGGGAUUUAACAUGUAGACCUAGUGGUGUGGAAUGUCUAACCGCAUCUACUUUUACCACUUGUACGAAUAUUGGCAGCGUCACAUCUUUACAUGCAAUCUUGCGUUGUCCUGAUGGCUAUCACUGUGAUGAUUCUACAUCUAUACCGUGUAAACCAUCGACAGAAGGUUCAACAACAAGCAGUACAAUUACUAGUAGUUCCACUGAAAUUUCAAGUAGUACAUCGACAAGAACAACUGAUACGCCGAACUCAACAAGUUCAACGAUAACUUCAUCCAGUACAGAAGAAGACAUUACUACAUCAAGUACUGUAAUAGACACAAGUACAACGAAGAAAAAAGUACCAAGACCUUCUGGUCCGCCACAAUGUACUGCAGUUGGCCUUUAUCCUGCUCCUCGGUGUAAUCAGUAUUACGAAUGCGUACAAAGUACUUAUUUGAUUUUCUGGACAACCUAUACAGCAGAAUUAAGAACGUGCAUAGAUGGCGAUUACUAUGAUACCGAACGAAAACAAUGCAUUUUGGCCUCUUUAAGUGAUUGUGAAUAAGCAUAAAUAUUAUAAUGUAUUUAACUAAUUUUGAAUACAUACACAUAAUUAAGAAUCAUAUUUGUAGUAGUAAAAUUUUAAAUUUAAAAAUAUAUAAAAAAAUAAGUAGAAAUAUCGAAAUGAUUUUUAAUAAUAUAGCAUUAAAAUAAAAAAGACAUCCACAUAAA